Pteronotus mesoamericanus is the source of this 4109-nucleotide messenger RNA. RefSeq names its product DLG associated protein 4 (gene DLGAP4). Gene Ontology annotation, biological process: signaling. The transcript is spliced from 12 exons. Bases 252 to 3230 code for a protein of 992 amino acids. Gene Ontology annotation, molecular function: molecular adaptor activity. Lineage: Eukaryota; Metazoa; Chordata; Mammalia; Chiroptera; Mormoopidae. Gene Ontology annotation, cellular component: postsynaptic specialization; glutamatergic synapse. The record is from RefSeq and is a predicted model, not a curated record.
UCCAACCCUGGUCACUGCCGACACUGGAGGGCCCCUGUCCCACACUGGUUGCUGCCAGCUCCUCUGAGUGCCUGGAGGGAUGUGUGUGCCAGCCCUCGGUCCAGUGCCCACUCCUGAGGUGACGCCUGCUGGUUCCCAACUGGUUCCUGUUUUUCCUCUGCACGUAGCUCCCUGGUUGGACAGCUGCUGCCCGGGAGAGGUGACCCGGGCACCCCGCUAGGGCGACGGCCCCUGCCCCAAGGGCCGGGAUCAUGAAAGGCCUCGGUGACAGCCGCCCCCGCCACCUCUCCGACAGCCUGGACCCACCACACGAGCCCCUGUUCACAGGGCCUGACCGCAACCCCUACCUGCUUUCACCCACAGAGGCCUUUGCCCGCGAGGCUCGCUUCCCUGGGCAGAAUGCCCUUCCAGGGGAUGGUCUCUUCCCACUCAACAACCAGCUGCCACCACCGAGCAGUACCUUCCCCCGCAUCCACUAUAACUCCCACUUUGAGGUGCCAGAGGAGAGCCCCUUCCCCAGCCAUGCCCAGGCCACCAAGAUCAACCGGCUGCCUGCCAACCUCCUGGACCAGUUUGAGAAGCAGCUGCCCAUCCACCGCGAUGGCUUCAGCACUCUCCAGUUCCCCCGCGGUGAGGCCAAGGCCCGUGGUGAGAGUCCUGGUCGCAUCCGCCACCUUGUCCACUCAGUCCAGAGGCUUUUCUUCACCAAGGCACCCUCACUGGAGGGCACAGCAGGCAAAAUCGGUGCCAAUGGCAGCAAGAAAGGUAGCUUGGAGGACAGCAAAGGCCGGAGGGCCAAAAGCAAGGAGCGGGCCAAGGCUGGGGAGCCCAAACGGCGCAGCCGCUCCAACAUCUCGGGCUGGUGGAGCUCUGAUGACAACUUGGACGGCGAAGGGGGUGCCUUUCGCAGCAGUGGACCCGCCUCCGGGCUGAUGACACUGGGCCGCCAGGCAGAACGCAGCCAGCCACGUUACUUCAUGCACGCCUACAACACCAUCAGUGGGCACAUGCUCAAAGCCGCCAAGAACAAUACGACUGAGCUGACUGCCCCGCCACCCCCGCCUGCACCCCCGGCCUCCUGCCCCAGCCUUGGGGUGGGCACCGACACCAACUAUGUCAAGCGGGGCUCCUGGUCCACUCUGACCCUCAGCCACGCCCACGAGGUCUGUCAGAAGACCUCAGCCACCUUGGAUAAGAGCCUGCUAAAAUCCAAAUCCUGCCACCAGGGCCUAGCCUACCACUAUCUGCAGGUACCCGGCGGUGGCGGCGAGUGGAGCACUGCACUGCUGUCCCCGCGUGAAGCGGACACCACAGCGGAGGGCCACAUCCCGUGCAGACGCAUGCGCAGCGGCAGCUACAUCAAGGCCAUGGGCGACGAGGACAGCGACGAGUCUGGCGGCAGCCCCAAGCCCUCACCUAAGACGGCGGCGCGGCGCCAGAGCUACCUGAGGGCCACGCAGCAGUCGCUGGGAGAGCAGAGUAACCCCCGCAGGAGUCUGGAUCGCCUGGAUUCUGUGGAUAUGCUGCUGCCCUCCAAGUGUCCGAGCUGGGAGGAAGACUACAACCCCGUCAGCGACAGUCUCAACGACUCCAGCUGCAUCAGCCAGAUUUUUGGACAGGCCUCCUUGAUCCCCCAGUUGUUUGGUCAUGAGCAGCAGGUACGGGAAGCAGAUCUGAGCGACCAGUACGAGGCAGCCUGCGAGUCGGCCUGCAGCGAAGCAGAGUCGACAGCAGCGGAGGCACUGGACCUGCCGCUGCCGAGCUACUUCCGCUCCCGCAGCCACAGCUAUCUGCGCGCCAUCCAGGCGGGCUGCUCGCAAGAGGAGGACAGUGUCUCCCUGCAGUCCCUCUCCCCACCGCCCAGCACCAGUAGCCUCAGCAACAGUCGCACGCUUCCGAGUUCAUCAUGCCUAGUGGCAUAUAAGAAGACCCCACCACCGGUCCCUCCACGCACCACGUCAAAGCCGUUUAUCUCAGUCACGGUCCAGAGUAGUACUGAGUCUGCCCAGGAUACCUACCUGGACAGCCAGGACCACAAAAGCGAGGUGACAAGCCAGUCAGGCCUGAGCAACUCAUCGGACAGCCUGGACAGCAGUACCCGACCACCCAGUGUGACACGAGGCAGAAUCACCCCAGCCUCUGAGGCCCCAGAACCACCUCCAAAGCAUGCAGCUCUGAAGAGUGAACAAGGGACGCUGACUGGCUCCGAAUCCCACCCUGAGGCCAUCCCGAAAAGGAAAUUGUCAUCUAUAGGAAUACAAGUUGACUGCAUUCAGCCAGUGCCAAAAGAGGAGCCCAGUCCCGCUACCAAAUUCCAGUCCAUCGGGGUUCAGGUAGAGGACGACUGGCGAAGCAGUGCCCCCUCUCACAGCAUGUCCUCCCGACGGGACACCGAUUCAGAUACCCAGGAUGCCAAUGACUCAAGCUGUAAGUCAUCUGAGAGGAGCCUCCCAGACUGUACCCCACACCCCAACUCCAUCAGCAUCGAUGCCGGCCCUCGGCAGGCCCCCAAGAUUGCCCAGAUCAAACGCAACCUCUCCUAUGGAGACAACAGCGACCCUGCCCUAGAGGCAUCAUCGCUGCCCCCACCCGAUCCCUGGCUUGAGGCCUCCUCCAGCACCCCAGCAGAGCCAGCACAGCCAGGGGCCUGCCGCCGAGAUGGCUACUGGUUCUUGAAGCUACUGCAGGCAGAAACAGAGCGGCUGGAAGGCUGGUGCUGCCAGAUGGACAAGGAGACCAAAGAGAACAACCUCUCUGAAGAAGUCUUAGGAAAAGUCCUCAGUGCUGUGGGCAGUGCCCAGUUACUGAUGUCCCAGAAAUUCCAGCAGUUCCGGGGCCUCUGUGAGCAAAACUUGAACCCUGACGCCAAUCCACAUCCAACAGCCCAGGACCUGGCGGGGUUCUGGGACCUGCUACAGCUGUCCAUCGAGGACAUCAGCAUGAAGUUUGAUGAGCUCUACCAUCUCAAGGCCAACAGCUGGCAGCUGGUGGAGACCCCCGAGAAGAGGAAGGAAGAAAAGAAGCCACCCCCUCCGGUCCCAAAGAAGCCAGCCAAAUCCAAGCCGGCAGUGAGCCGUGACAAGGCCUCCGACGCUGGGGACAAGCAGCGUCAGGAGGCCCGCAAGAGACUCCUGGCAGCCAAGCGGGCAGCUUCUGUGAGGCAGAACUCGGCCACAGAGAGCGCAGACAGCAUCGAGAUUUAUGUCCCCGAGGCCCAGACCCGGCUCUGAGACCAGGAAGCAAACAGUUUUAAGUCAUUUUUAAAAACCACACAAACUAAAUGCGAAUGGAACAAAAAUUUUCUCAACCUUUAGUAUGGUUAAUCUAUCCAGAGACCCUGAGCCAACUUGCAAAUUGACGCAUUACAAGGGCUCACAAUUUGGCUUUUUUGGGUCCCUCCCAGCUUUAGGUUAUGAAGACUUCACACAAAAAAAGUCAACAAAAACAGAACUGUAAAACUUUUUUUUUCCUCUUGCUGGCCGAGGUGGACUAGAUAGGUGGACUUCAGCAAUUCCCCGGCCCAGCCUCCAGACUGCAGUCUUUUUACUUGUUCUAUCUAAUGAGAACUUACACUAGCUUGUUUACAAGACGACGACAGUCCAAGGGAAGCCUUGGGCACCUGCCAUGUCCUUCCUUCUUUUCCCAGCAACCCUGCUCUGACCUCAGAGUUUUCAUUCUUCCGUUUCUCCUCUCCCUUCAGAGCUCACACAGGGGUCACCAUCCUGACUGGCGGCUUCCUGGUUCUCAGCCCUCUAUGGUUGGGAGCCCAGAGGACAGAGAUGGACGUUCAUUCCCUCCCCCGCCAAGUGCUCACACACAAUCACACACAUGCACACACACAGAUGUAGGUUCCUCUCAGCAGAAGCAGCCCUCGCCCUGAUACCUACCAGCCCUAGGCAGGGUGGGCGGGUGACAUGCCUCCCGGAGACCGACAAGGUUUAAGUCUGGGGGUGGGGGGCGGGAAUGAGAUGAAAGCCACAGUAUCACACUCCAGAAUCCCACCUUUUUCUUCUCUCCAGCCCCUUCCUUCCUUCAGCAAAAUGUCUGACUCAGAGUGACUCACAGGGGACACUUGAGAGAGGGACCCCAUUUGUCUGUCCCUGGCUGAG